GAGGUGAGCGCCUUAGAGUGUGAAAUCCAGCUCCUGAAGAAUUUGUGCCACGAGCGGAUCGUCCAGUAUUACGGCUGCCUGCGAGACACCAUGGAGAGAACGCUGUCCAUCUUCAUGGAGUACAUGCCGGGCGGCUCCAUCAAGGACCAGCUGAAGUCGUACGGAGCGCUGACGGAAAACGUGACGCGGCGCUACACCCGUCAGAUCCUGGAGGGCGUGUCCUACCUGCACAGCAACAUGAUCGUGCACAGAGACGUCAAAGGGGCCAACAUCCUGCGAGACUCGAUGGGUAACGUGAAGCUUGGGGACUUCGGGGCCAGCCGGCGUCUGCAGACCAUCUGUCUGUCGGGAACAGGCAUCAUGUCGGUGACGGGCACCCCGUACUGGAUGAGUCCGGAGGUGAUCAGCGGAGAGGGCUACGGCAGGAAGGCGGACAUCUGGAGUGUCGGCUGCACGGUGGUGGAGAUGCUGACGCAACGACCCCCGUGGGCGGAGUUUGAGGCCAUGGCGGCCAUCUUUAAAAUCGCCACGCAACCCACCAACCCAAUCCUCCCCCCCCACGUGUCGGACCACUGCAGAGAGUUCCUCAAGCGCAUCUUCGUAGAGUCUAAGCAGCGGCCGUCAGCUGACGAGCUCCUGAGGCACAUCUUUGUACAUUAACUGCCAGAAACGGCCUUACGUGAUUGGGCGUCCCUGCCUCUGACCCCGCCCCCUCCACCACGCUGAAACCUUAUUGGACCAGGAGUCUGGAAGGAGGUGUUUGUGGAGUUUGGGGGGGCUUGAGGUACCUGCUCCUCGUGUCUCUGUUUUUAUGAGGCUGCCAUAGAGGACCUUUUUAUUUUAGUUUUCUCCGCAAGUUGCACCUUACUUUCUCCGAGGAGCGGAGCACUUCCUCGUGACGCGACGACUCUUUGAAAAACUUUUUUAUGUUUGUACGGUUUCUCUCUUCGAUGGUGUCGGUGUUGUGGACCUACAGGAAGUGAUUUCUGGCUCUUGAGCGCCCCCCCCUCCCCUUCAUCUGGCUGAAUGUAGUCUCUAAACGAUGCAGAGGUUUCCCCCCCCCUUCCUGUCUCUCAGCUUCACUGUCUUCGUUCUGCUAUUCCUCCUCUUCCUCCUCUUCCUCCUUCAUCUUCGCCGUGUGCCUUUUCUGUUUUAACGCCGUGUAUAGGAGUGACUGUUGCUUUGCCUGCACACCGUUAGCCGAACACCAGCUGAUCCCAGUUCAGCGUAACGUCCGUUUCUGCCUUUUUUCUGUAACUGGUAACCAAAUAUUCAGACUUUCUGUUUUAAUAUGGAGCUGUCGCUGUGAUCGACCAGCUGAUUGGUUCUCAUGCUUCUGCUCUCUCUUCCAAUGAACCCUCCUCUCCUCUGCUUCUCAAAGUGUUCACUGAUCACAUUUAGGGAGCUCCCAUCACGGCAGAUCAGAGCUAAUGUUGGAGCUACGUGAAGUCGUUUUAGCGCCAUGAAUUAACAUUUAGUUUGGAUGAUAGCUGAACUAAAGAACUAACUUUUAAAUCCUGUCUUGUCUUUGACUUUGGUAGCUGUUCAAAUACUUCAAUACAGAGAAGUAACUCCAUGCAAGAACAUCGACUAUAUCCAGCACUUCCUCACCUAGAGCUAAACCACGAGCAGAUGGCACAAGAUUUAGCAUUUAAAAUAAGAAUAUCACACUUCCUUUUGCUCAUUUAUUAAGAUACAUUAACUAUCUUAUGGAUUUUCACCAUUCGAAGCCCUGAAAUCAACUAAAUUAAUAUUAAAAUCAGGGGAAAUCUGCUCGAAAGAAGGCGAAGAAAGCUAAUAAAAGAGGGUUUGUCGUUCCGUAGACUCUCUGUAACUCUGCCGUGAUGAAGCUCUUGAUUUUGUGAAGCAGGAGAGACGGAGGCGUGUUUUAACAGAAGCUCACAGCUGAUUGGCCGCAGGUCUGGCUGCAUGACGCUGUCGUUGGUUUCAUUUCCAACUAGCCGGGACAUCUCAAACGCUGCUUUUUAGUUUUAGGUCCAUGAACAAGUGUCUCCUCCUCACAUGCACUCCUACAGACUCACACUUUCAAGCCUGAUGUUCAUUCAUCACUUUCAACACUCCGUUCAACUCGCUCUGUUUGAACACAUUUCUAUUAUAACGUCUGUCUGUCUGUUAAAUAAUAUAAGUGCAUAGCUCUGGCUUCAUAACUAUGCACCGGAUUAUAAAUUAGGAUUUAAACGCCAACAUGUAAAGGUCCGUUGGGUUAAAUCCAGAGUGGUUAUGCAGAGUUUUCGGCUCGUUAAAAGGUGCAAUCAGUAUUUAAUUACAGCCACAAGUAACCACAAUACAGAAAGAGGGUUAUGGUAUGUACGGUUAUAGCUGUCUAACGGUACGUAAUGCUUCUGUGUUCGGUCUCUCUUUGGUACUCAGUCACAGAUCGUGUAGUUUGGUACAUACGACAUUUCUAAUUUGGUCAAUUGUGGUAUAGAUCAUUUCCCAAUCAGGUGAAUUAUGUUUGUUGUUGUAGUUUCCUGCAGCGGCCACUAGAGGUCAGUAAAGAGCUGAUUGCACCUUUUUAAAAGCAGACGGUUUAUUCAUGUUUUCGACCCACAGCGAGUCUGUAGUUCCUCUAAAGGCUCUUCUGCAGCUCUGUAGUAAAUGUUCAGUUUGCGAUCAGCUGAUCAAAAAAAA
This is a messenger RNA of Notothenia coriiceps (black rockcod), 2652 nucleotides long. Its product is annotated as mitogen-activated protein kinase kinase kinase 2-like. Gene Ontology annotation, molecular function: ATP binding; protein kinase activity. The record is from RefSeq and is a predicted model, not a curated record. The transcript is spliced from 4 exons. The annotation marks the transcript as partial. NCBI's taxonomy places the organism in Eukaryota, Metazoa, Chordata, Actinopteri, Perciformes, Nototheniidae. Gene Ontology annotation, biological process: protein phosphorylation.